This is a messenger RNA of Hippopotamus amphibius kiboko, 2394 nucleotides long. It is a transcript of the gene PRPF4, whose product is annotated as pre-mRNA processing factor 4. NCBI's taxonomy places the organism in Eukaryota, Metazoa, Chordata, Mammalia, Artiodactyla, Hippopotamidae. The record is from RefSeq and is a predicted model, not a curated record. Gene Ontology annotation, cellular component: U4/U6 x U5 tri-snRNP complex. Gene Ontology annotation, molecular function: U6 snRNA binding; protein binding; U4 snRNA binding. The transcript is spliced from 14 exons. Bases 117 to 1682 code for a protein of 521 amino acids. Gene Ontology annotation, biological process: mRNA splicing, via spliceosome.
UCGUCCCUCCGCCCACUUCCGGUCGGUGUCGUAAUUCCGCUUUGCUGGGCGCGCGGUGGACGGUCAGAAACGUAGAGCACGGCUUUCGCUGGGGUUUCGUGGCCCCGGAGCCCAGCAUGGCUUCCUCACGAGCCUCCUCCACGGCAACCAAAACUAAGGCACCUGAUGACUUAGUCGCUCCGGUUGUGAAGAAACCACACAUCUAUUAUGGAAGUUUGGAAGAGAAGGAGAGGGAGCGCCUGGCCAAAGGAGAAUCUGGGAUUUUGGGAAAAGAAGGACUUAAAGCAGGAAUUGAAGCAGGGAACAUUAACAUAACUUCUGGAGAAGUGUUUGAAAUUGAAGAGCACAUCAGUGAGCGACAGGCCGAAGUGUUAGCCGAGUUUGAGAGAAGGAAGCGAGCCCGGCAGAUCAAUGUUUCCACAGAUGACUCAGAGGUCAAGGCUUGCCUUAGAGCCUUGGGGGAACCCAUCACACUUUUUGGAGAGGGUCCUGCUGAAAGAAGAGAAAGGUUAAGAAAUAUCCUUUCAGUGGUCGGUACUGAUGCCUUAAAAAAGACGAAAAAAGAUGAUGAGAAAUCAAAGAAGUCCAAAGAAGAGUAUCAGCAAACCUGGUACCAUGAAGGACCAAACAGCCUGAAGGUUGCUAGACUGUGGAUUGCUAAUUACUCGCUGCCCAGGGCAAUGAAACGCUUGGAAGAGGCCCGUCUUCAUAAAGAGAUUCCUGAGACAACUAGAACCUCCCAGAUGCAAGAGCUGCACAAAUCUCUCCGGUCUUUGAAUAAUUUCUGCAGUCAGAUUGGGGAUGAUCGGCCUAUCUCCUACUGUCACUUUAGUCCCAAUUCCAAAAUGCUGGCCACCGCUUGUUGGAGUGGGCUUUGCAAGCUCUGGUCUGUUCCUGAUUGCAACCUCCUUCACACUCUUCGAGGCCAUAACACAAACGUGGGAGCAGUUGUAUUCCAUCCGAAAUCCACUGUUUCCUUGGACCAAAAAGAUGUCAAUCUGGCCUCUUGUGCUGCUGAUGGUUCUGUGAAGCUUUGGAGCCUUGACAGUGAUGAACCAGUGGCAGAUAUUGAAGGCCAUACAGUGCGCGUGGCCCGUGUAAUGUGGCAUCCAUCAGGACGUUUCUUAGGUACCACCUGCUAUGACCGUUCAUGGCGCUUGUGGGAUUUGGAGGCUCAAGAGGAGAUCCUGCAUCAGGAAGGCCACAGCAUGGGUGUGUAUGACAUUGCCUUCCAUCAAGAUGGCUCUUUGGCUGGCACUGGGGGACUGGAUGCAUUUGGUCGAGUUUGGGACCUGCGCACAGGACGUUGUAUCAUGUUCCUAGAAGGUCACCUGAAGGAAAUCUAUGGAAUAAAUUUCUCCCCCAAUGGCUACCACAUUGCAACUGGCAGUGGCGACAACACCUGCAAAGUGUGGGACCUUCGACAGCGGCGUUGUGUCUAUACCAUUCCUGCCCAUCAGAACUUAGUGACGGGUGUCAAGUUUGAGCCUAUCCAUGGGAAUUUCUUGCUUACUGGUGCCUAUGAUAACACAGCCAAGAUCUGGACCCACCCAGGCUGGUCCCCACUGAAGACUCUGGCCGGCCAUGAAGGCAAAGUGAUGGGCCUAGACAUUUCUUCCGACGGGCAGCUCAUAGCCACUUGUUCAUACGACAGGACCUUCAAGCUCUGGAUGGCUGAAUAGGCAGGACCAUGGAAGAAGGAUUCUAGCCUCACUCUCUCUUUAGAGUCAUUUUCAAAAGAAAGGAAUUGAUGUGUUUUGUUCUAUCAUGUAUUUUGCCAAUUACCAUGUGUAGAUCCUUAAAAGAAUUGGAUUUCCAUGUCAGCUGCCACUUCAGGCAGGCAGCCCAGUCCCUGGGUAUUGGUGAACCUUUUUCAUGGUUGAAAUUUUAAUUUUCAUCUUCAAGCCCUGCUAUAAACUUUGUAGACGUUGUUUUUAUUAAUCUUCUGUUUGAACGCCCUGUUGCUUCCCUCACAGCACUUGGGACUGUGACUGACUCCGUUUUUAAUUCUUGAAACUUGGCUUUCGUUACAUGGUACAUGCUUCAGGACUACAUGUGAACCAGAGAGCAAGGUGGCUGGACUGUGUUCUGGAAGCCCUCGAGUAGAGAGGCACAUCUCACCAUGCACUGGCUAAACAGUGCCUGACAGAGUGAGAACCCUGAGAAUGGGAGGUGAAGAAGCAGACCACAGCUAUGCUCAGGGUUCUGCAGUGGAGAAGAUUUUACCUCUUCCUGAUGAGUUCACUUGGAUUGCUAACUGUAUCGGGAAGCUCAGAACUGAACAUUUGCCCCGUCAGAAAAUGUCUUCCAUUUUGCUUUGAAGUUUGACGUCCUUUGUGUUACCCAAAAGCUAGGCCAUUGUGUCAAGAUACAAUGAAAUUUUUAGAAAGCAAA